AUGGUGGGAGUAAGUGCUACUCAUAUUAAAGGUGGGUUGCCAAUUUCUCGAAAAUUAAAUGGGCCUAUCUACGACCGUUAUGUUACUGAUUUCAAAAGUUUGUUGAAAGAAUUUCCGGAUUUUUUCAAACCCGUAGUGUUGGUUUUUUGUGAUGAUAUGUCACUAAUAAAUCUCACACCCUUCAAGCAAAAAUUGAGUGCUUAUGGAAUUAGACAUAAGAUAUUGGAUGUGACUUCCAAAAAAGAAGCUACCGAAAUUGUGCAAACUUUUGCUAGUUUUGGCGGUGACUCUCCUAAAUUAAUCUUUCUUGAUAACGCUUAUGAAGCCGGCAUUAACUUUAGAGUUUCUCCCCUUAACAUUUUAGCGACUGGAGUAGGUAGCAUGGAGAUAACACUUGAUGAAAAUGGAAAUAAGAAAACUGUUAUAGGAGAUUGCACAAUUGGUAGUUACACGCAGCAACGAGGAAGGACCUCUCGAAACUCAAAUGACCCACCAUCAGUUUUUGCAGCACUGUCGACAGUUUUUGGAAACUGA
Molecule: messenger RNA, 534 nt
Organism: Paraglomus occultum
Lineage: Eukaryota; Fungi; Glomeromycota; Glomeromycetes; Paraglomerales; Paraglomeraceae
Source: the annotation of a GenBank genome assembly